Magnolia sinica is the source of this 1829-nucleotide messenger RNA. Its product is annotated as protein RICE SALT SENSITIVE 3. Bases 302 to 1672 code for a protein of 456 amino acids. The record is from RefSeq and is a predicted model, not a curated record. The transcript has 6 exons. Lineage: Eukaryota; Viridiplantae; Streptophyta; Magnoliopsida; Magnoliales; Magnoliaceae.
GAGUCGGGGCUUUGAGAGAAAGAAGAUAAUAAAAGCUGUCCCUUCGUAUUAUUUUAUUUUUAGGGAGAAGAAGCCCACACGGACUCUCUCUCUCUCCGGGGCUCGCCCUCCUCCAUCCUUUUUACCCUUCUUCUCUAUUUACCAACACAUAUCAAGUUAAAGAAAGAAAAGCAGGAGAUGCAACUUAUGCUUUAGAGAGAGAGAUUGUAGGGGUAGAGAAAAAUUGCAAGUGCUGGUAAAAGAAUCAAAGAGCUAAGUGUGUGUGAGAGAGAGAGAGAGAGAGAGAGAGAGAGAGGGUGGGAUGGUGGGCUCGGGGGCAGCAGCGAGUGACAGGAGCAAAGAAGCGGUUGGGAUGAUGGCCCUUCAUGAGGCCCUUAGGAACGUCUGUCUUAAUUCGGACUGGACUUACUCAGUCUUCUGGACCAUUCGCCCUCGCCCGUAUCUUCUCUUCUCCUCUUUUCUUUUCUUUUGUAUCGACCCUUUGGAUGGACUUGUUUUCUAUUUACUCUUUUUGUACUUUUUCUCUGGCUUUGGUUGCAGGAGGUCUAGAGGUGGAAAUGGCUGCAAGGUAGGCGAUGACAAUGGCAGCUUGAUGUUGAUGUGGGAAGAUGGGUAUUGCCGGACAAGGGUAGCAGAGUGCUUGGAAGAGAUGGAUGGUGAGGAUCCUGUCAGAAAGGCCUUCAGCAAGAUGUCCAUUCAGCUCUAUAACUAUGGAGAAGGGUUGAUGGGGAAGGUUGCUUCUGAUAAGUGUCAUAAAUGGGUUUUCAAAGAACCUUCUGAAUGUGAACCCAACAUCUCUAACUACUGGCAGAGCUCUUUUGAUGCUCUUCCUCCUGAGUGGACUGAUCAGUUUGCCUCUGGUAUCCAGACCAUAGCUGUGAUUCAAGCAGGCCAUGGCCUUCUGCAACUGGGUUCCUGCAAGAUUAUACCUGAAGACCUGCAUUUUGUGCUGAGAAUGAGACAUACUUUCGAAUCUCUUGGCUACCAAUCUGGUUUCUACCUCUCCCAGCUCUUCUCUUCAACAAGGACAACUUCCUCUCCUUCCUCUGCCCCUUCCAAACAAAUGGCUGCAGCAGGCCGCCCCCCUCCUCCCAUUUUCAACUGGAGUCAGAGGCCCCUCCCUUCCGCCGCCUCCGCCAAUUUCCACAACUCUGCACGAAUGGGGUUGCCGACAAAAGAUGACACCCACCUCUUUCUUCUCCCUCACUCAUCCGAUACCCAAAUGGAAGACAUGAUCACCACCGAUCAUGACCCUGAAUUAAAAUGGCCCAACGGUUUGUCCUUCUUUACUGCUCUGACAGGCCGGACAGAUGACGCCAAGCUCCUCUUUGGCACAGAGGGUGUAGGGAACAAACCAGCCCAACACUCAUUCAUCGUCGGAGGCAGCAAUGACGUGGCCGAUGAUUCCAAAGCUGCAUCCGGAUCUCUGAAUCUGCAUGGUCAUGCAAAUGGUAAUGACAGCAAGACUGGAAAUGCGAAUCCAAAUGACUAUUUGAGCUUGGAAAGCCAUUCAAACAGUGCAAGGAAGAUGGAGCACAAGUUCAAGAGGAGCUUCACAUUGCCUGCAAGGAUGGCGUCGUCCUCAUCGUCUUCUCCACAUCACCCUGUGGAGGACUAUAGGAGCUCAGAAGCUGGAAUAUACUCUGAUAUCAUGGAGACUUUCCUAGACUGAUUUGGAAAAUGGUAUGUUUGUUUUGGGAGAGGUGGUUGGUUGUAUAUAAAGAGAGAACGUGUUGUUGGCCUUUGUUUCCUUCUCCUGGUGUUGAAUUUUGUGAGAGAGUUGCUGCUCUUUAUCUAUCCAUUCAUCUAUCCAGCAUUUGGUUUGUUAA